This is a messenger RNA of Benincasa hispida (wax gourd), 1270 nucleotides long. RefSeq lists its product as uncharacterized. The record is from RefSeq and is a predicted model, not a curated record. Gene Ontology annotation, cellular component: SUMO-targeted ubiquitin ligase complex. Gene Ontology annotation, biological process: ubiquitin-dependent protein catabolic process. Gene Ontology annotation, molecular function: SUMO binding; ubiquitin protein ligase activity; SUMO-ubiquitin ligase activity. NCBI's taxonomy places the organism in Eukaryota, Viridiplantae, Streptophyta, Magnoliopsida, Cucurbitales, Cucurbitaceae.
AGCAACGAAGAUGGCAAAUAAAGAAUAAUUUCGAGGAAAGGAGGAUCGCAAGGAUGUAAAGUUUUUCAAAGAAAACACCUCUACAUAUAUGGAAUGGAAGCCAAGAUUGCUUUUAUAUCGAUUGUCGCCCCCUCUUUCUCUUCCCCUUUCUCCCUUUUUUUCCCUUCAUUUCUUCCUCCUCCCCUUCAUCUCUGCAAAUUUCUUGCGGUUCUUCUUUCGAUCGGUCUGCUCCCCUCGCAGUUCGCCGUUUCGUUCUUCACCGGGGCUAAAAGACAGAAAGGGCUGUCGGAAUGAGCAUUCAAAGUUCAAACGAUCUACAUGAUUGGAGUGCAAGAGUUGUUGAGAGAAGAACAGUAUUGGACUUCGACUUGAAUUGUCCACCUCCAGAUGAGUGCAUCGAUCCAACUGGCCCUCGUGACGAAGCAGCACAGUACUAUAAUCAUUACCAAGGACAAGCUACGGACGCUAUCGAUGAGGACAUUGCAAUAAUCUCCCCUAGGAAGUUUGCUGAGGCCAGGAAGAAUUUUCGAAGAAACCACUUUGAGAGUGGAUGUGGUGUAGUCAUGAGACGUAAUGGCAACACAGAAGUUUAUGGUGCUCUCUCAGAUGGAACAAGUUGGCCCCCUUUUACAAUUUUGUCGCCCCUUACAAUUAGCAAUAAUGUAUCCAUACAGGAAGAAACACUUCACAGCUUGGACCUUCGCCUAAGCUGUGAAAGCAGUAGUAGGGCCACUAAGGCAACUGACACUGACAUUCCUUCUACAAUUGCACUAAGUAGUAGCAUCCCAUCUACAGAUCGGACUUUGCGGUGUGCGAUCUGCAUAGAACCAUUGGUUGAAGAAACAACAACAAAAUGUGGGCACGUUUUCUGCAGGAAUUGCAUCGAAACGGCCAUAGCUACCCAGCAUAGAUGUCCCAUAUGUCGGCGUAAGCUUAGAAAACGAGAUAUUAUCCGGAUUUACCUUCCUUUUUCAAGUUAAAAACAAAAAAUGAAUACAACACAAGAAUAUUGCAUCUGUAUUCUUUUUCUGAUGAUGCUGACGACGACUAGGUUUGUAUUUGCACAAAGUUGCAUUAACAAAUAUAGAUUUCUUGAUUUCUUCUUCUUUUUCAUCUGUAUUGAAUGAAACUAUACAAAAAACUAAAAUCUCUUUGAUAUGAGGUGUUUGUAUUUGACUGAUAAGACAAACGGUCGAUUCAUUAAAAAUAGUUUAUUGAUCAGUGAAAUUAAUUAGAAGAGGGAAUGAACUGUGGCUCUCUUUGUGUUAUA